This is a messenger RNA of Zingiber officinale, 1933 nucleotides long. RefSeq lists its product as uncharacterized. The record is from RefSeq and is a predicted model, not a curated record. Lineage: Eukaryota; Viridiplantae; Streptophyta; Magnoliopsida; Zingiberales; Zingiberaceae. The coding region runs from base 441 to 1757 and encodes 438 amino acids. The transcript is spliced from 3 exons.
AGAAAAAAAAACACAGAGACUGCCAACUGAAUACUAUAUUUUAUUCUUAUAAUUUACCAAAUGGUAAAUUCAAUGCGAUUAUACGAGUAAAAAUCCAAUUUUGUUGUGAUUUUUAAGGGAAAGAUCGGAUUUUGCAGUUCCAAUCACAUGGCCGCUGAGCAGAUUGACUUCCCAUUGCUUCCUUCUCUAGUUCUUAACUUUCCUUUUUUGACUUUUCUCCCGCCGCUGAAGCUUUCAUUAAUGGCGGAUUGGGAGGUUACACUUGCCGACGUGAUUUGCUUGCCGUUUCUGUUUCCUUCUCAAUUCUCAGCGAGCUGCUCCUGUUCAACGCUCGAUGCAGAAACUGAACCAGAAAUUUUGAAACAGAUACAGUAGUCUCAUCUUCCUUUAUACCACAUCAAGGUCAUGAAACUAUAGUUCAUGCUAGUUCUAAGAUCAGUAUGGAAAACAGUUCAGAGUGUAGAGAAGAUAAGUAUUCAGAAAUCGAUUGUUCAGAAAUCAGAUAUGAUUUGGAGAAGUUUAUAGGCAAGCGGCCUUUGGAUUUGCAUCCUAAACCACCAAAGUUUAGGAGAAGAUUAAGGCAGAUCCAAAAAACUCUACCUUUAAGCCAAGAAUUAUCGAGUUUUUCUGAGUAUAUGUUCAGUAUCAACCACCACCAAGUUAGGAAGACUACUCAAAGUAUGAUUGAGAAUGAGUUCUUCGUUGAGUGUUCACUGGUUGUUCGAUCGGGAAAUGUAGUCAUGAUACCUUCAACUAUAUAUGAUCCUAUAGAAGGCAUGGCGAAGAGAAUGAGCCUCAAAGAAAUCUCACCUUCUAGAUUGACAAGUAGUGAAGAAAACUCGCUUCCCUAUUUCGUGUUCAUUGCGGAUGAUUGUAGUUGUGAAACUAUUGUGGCAAGUCCUAUGAAGCUCAAACCCUCUGAAAACAAGUCCUUGGAUUAUGUUUAUAGCUUCCAUUCACUGAAAGCAAGCGGAAAUCUAUCGAACAAGAGUGUUACAUAUGCUCCACAUAUUGUUGGAAGGAUGACAGUCUCGAGUUCUCUCAUUGUGAGCUUGAACAGAUCGAAAUUCAUGGAGACUGAGUUUGUUUUGUUCGAUAGUAAGGGAGAACAAUCAAUGGAAAAAGAUGUGUCUUCAUCUCAAUUGAAAAAGCUUGCCACCAUAUUUCGACCAAGUAGUACAUUGAAGCGCAAUACUAAAUCACAAAUGAUCGAUGAAUCAGAGUGCCAAGAUGGCGUUGCGAAUGGCCUUUCACCGAUCCUUGAGCUGGCCGCAAUAGUUACUCGAGAUUACGGGUACAAAGAAUCAAAAGGAGAAGCUUUUGGUGGUUGGGGCCUCAAGUUCCUUGAGAAAGUUGAGUCUAAGAAUUCCUUGAAUGAGAGUCACGAAGAAAGGCACAAACACUUGAAUGUUCUACUCCCGGCGGGACUACACGGUGGACAGGUCAUGAAAGACGGCGGUCCAUCGAGUCUUAUUGAUCGAUGGAAGGCCGGCGGACAUUGUGAUUGUGGAGGUUGGGAUGUUGGGUGUCCAUUGACAGUGCUGAAAAGCCACUCAGUUUGUUCAAAGACAGAUUUGGAAGAGCAUUGCAAGCCCUUUGAACUUUUCAUAGAGGGUAGAAAGAAGAAUGAACCAACUCUCAAACUGAUGAAUGUCAGCAAAGGCAUUUAUGUUGUGAACUUUGAGCCAACUCUAUCAGCUCUUCAGUCUUUUUCCAUAGCAGUUGCUUUCAUUCAUUCUCAUGAGACUGUACUCUGAAUAAUUUUUUUCUCUGUUCUUGUUUUUAUUGUUAAAAUCUAUUUUUUUUGUAAAUGGUCCACUGAGCAAUAGCAGAGUCUCAACUAAAAAAGUAAGAACUGUUCUUGAGAAUCUCAUCCAAUUCCUGUUUUAAAAGUUUUUUUUCAUGGAGAGGAAAAACUGCAAGUUGAAUCUGA